This is a messenger RNA of Drosophila nasuta, 1694 nucleotides long. Its product is annotated as minor histocompatibility antigen H13. Gene Ontology annotation, biological process: membrane protein proteolysis. Gene Ontology annotation, cellular component: membrane; lumenal side of endoplasmic reticulum membrane; cytoplasmic side of endoplasmic reticulum membrane. The transcript is spliced from 2 exons. Bases 142 to 1329 code for a protein of 395 amino acids. Gene Ontology annotation, molecular function: aspartic endopeptidase activity, intramembrane cleaving. The record is from RefSeq and is a predicted model, not a curated record. Lineage: Eukaryota; Metazoa; Arthropoda; Insecta; Diptera; Drosophilidae.
ACUGUUGUUGUUGAGUGCUGCGUGUCAGUUUUGAGUUACCCCCAAACAGUGUGGGCCGAACGAUUUGCAACAAAAAUCGUGAACGGCGCAUUAAGUUAAGUGAAUCCUUAGUGAAAUAAGUGACAAAUAACAAGAGCAGACAUGGCGGAAGAGGUCAUUGGCAGCGUAAAAGAGGCAAUCAAAGGAAUCCUCGAAAAUGUGAAUGGAAAUGCGAAUGCAAAAAAUGAAUCCAUUACUGCCGAAAAGAAGCCGUCGACGCCGGAGGGUAUCGCAGUCGCGUAUGGCAGCCUCGUCAUCAUGGCUAUGCUGCCCAUUAUCUUUGGCUCCAUACGUUCCGUGAAGCUGCACAAGCUUAAGAAGUCGACAGGUGAGAAAGCGGACACAAUGACCAAGAAGGACGCCAUGUACUUCCCACUGAUUGCCUCAGUGGCCCUCUUCGGCCUCUACAUGUUCUUCAAAAUAUUCCAAAAGGUCCACAUCAACUUGUUGCUCACCGGCUACUUCUUCGUGCUGGGCGUGAUUGCUCUUGCCCAUCUGCUGAGCCCCGUGAUCAAUUCGCUGAUGCCUGCCGCAGUGCCAAAGGUGCCAUUCCACAUUCACUUUACAAAGGGCGAGGGCAAGCACAAGGAGGACAUCAUCAACUACAAGUUCUCCACACAUGACAUUGUGUGCUUGGUCAUCUCCUCCGCCAUCGGUGUCUGGUAUCUGCUGAAGAAGCAUUGGAUCGCUAACAACAUGUUUGGUCUGGCCUUUGCCAUCAACGGUGUCGAGAUGCUGCAUUUGAACAACUUUGUCACUGGCGUUAUCCUGCUUAGCGGACUCUUCUUCUACGACAUCUUCUGGGUGUUUGGCACCAAUGUCAUGGUGACAGUGGCCAAGAGCUUCGAAGCGCCCAUUAAGCUAGUCUUUCCCCAAGACAUUCUCGACAAUGGCUUCAACGCCUCGAACUUUGCCAUGCUGGGUCUUGGCGACAUCGUGAUUCCUGGCAUUUUCAUUGCACUGCUGCUGCGCUUCGAUGAUAGCAAAAAGCGCAAGACCCGCAUCUAUUUCUACUCCACCCUGGUGGCCUACUUCAUGGGCUUGCUGGCCACGAUCUUUGUGAUGCACGUCUUCAAGCACGCACAGCCAGCGCUUUUGUAUUUGGUGCCAGCAUGCAUGGGAACACCAUUGCUGGUGGCUCUGGUGCGUGGUGAGUUGAAGGUGCUCUUCGCAUACGAGGAUCAUCCCGAGGAGAAACCCGAGAAGAAGGAGAAGAAAGAAAAGGAUGAGAGCGGCGGCGCCAGCAGCAGUAGCAGCAGCAAAAAGAAGGAGUCCAAGAAGGCGAAGUAAUUCCAUAGAGUAACUACUUCCCUCUCAAACAACCCGCGUAAAUGUCUUCUAUUUUAUUGGCCAAGUCACGAGAGCAGCACACACUUUGUUUGCGUGUUUUCUUAUCGGUUGCACAUCUACAAUACGCUUCCUUAUGCGCUUAUACUGCAACUUCCAGCAACCAAUCUAUAAAAGACGAUUCAUUUUUGAUCUAGGAAUGUUCCUUCACAAGGCACAACCACCUUAUUGAGUUCGUAUAAGUUAAAUUAAUAGAAAGCAAAUUUUCCAAUUUUUUAUAAAAAAUCAAAACUGCAUAUAACUUUAAAAAACAGAAUUGUAUCAAAAUUACGUACAUAUAAGAACAAUAAAUUGAAAUAUUCCAAGAA